Folsomia candida is the source of this 2722-nucleotide messenger RNA. Its product is annotated as hemocyanin E chain. The transcript has 10 exons. The record is from RefSeq and is a predicted model, not a curated record. Bases 391 to 2616 code for a protein of 741 amino acids. NCBI's taxonomy places the organism in Eukaryota, Metazoa, Arthropoda, Collembola, Entomobryomorpha, Isotomidae.
UUUUGCAUUUUUUGCAGGUCAAAAUAUUCACCUGUAAAAAAACACUUUCCUGCAGUUAUUUCUUGCAAGUGGUUCGAAACACUGGCUAAAUUUACUCGCCAUUUAAGAUUUAUUACAACAAUUGCACUCCAAAGUGGAUGAAUGAGAUUUCUGUCCACAUGCAUAUACCAGUAGCUGCCUACGUUUUGUGAAAAAGAAAAAUGCCAAAUUUUCAAAAUUUCCACUUUAUUUUCGUAAUUAUUUUGUCAAUCACUAUUGCAAAGAUACUUUAACAUAUUUGCGACACCGUUGAACCAAAUUGAGGAGAAUACUUUGACCCGAUAUAGAUCUCAGUUUCCUUCGUAUGACGCCAAUUUUUCUAGUAUUGCGACAAAAUGUGCUCCAACCUCGAUGUUCGCCAGUUUCAAUCCGAGUCAUCGAAGUGCCGUGGAUGAAUUGGAAGGCUUGCUGAAGGAGCGCACGGAUGUCGAGAGUUUUCUUGAUUUUUCCGACUACUGCAAAUCUCGGAGGGAAAUUCAUCCCCAGGUUUGGUACUCGGCCUUCAUCAAGGCCCAAGCGAGAGGAAAUCCGGCCCUGAUGAACCUCCGACGACCAAACUCCUUCGCCCUCCUGCCAACCCUCUUCUUCCCAGAUGCUGCCAUACAACGAGACAGGGGCAAUAAUAACAAUGGUCAUGGUCAAAGUCAAGGUCAACAAGAUCAAAGUCAAGGUCAAGGAUUCUUCCCCAAUGUUGCAACACAACGCGACCAGGGCAAUAAUAAUAAUGGUCAAGGUCAAGGCGUAGGUCAACAAAGUCAAGGAUUCUACCCCAAUGCUGCUAUACAACGUGACAGAAAUGACAAUAAUAAUGGCCAAGGUCAACCAGGUCAAGGAUUUUCCCGAGGAAAACGAAAUGUCCCGGUCAGACAUACACACGCCCAAAGACAACAACCAGAUGGAGGUGGACAGGGUCAAAGUGGUGCCAAUAAUGGAGCUCAAUCGCAAUGUUACGUCGUCGAUGAGCGCGUCGGGAUGGAUAAUGGAGUUGAAAAUUUGUUGUGGUAUUUCCGACAAGAUGUCAUGUUAAAUGGUCACCACAUGAUUUGGCACCUCUUAUUUCCGAUCAUAUCAGAAAAGCAGAUUCCUAGACGGGGAGAAUUCUUUAGCUUUUUUCAUCACGAUAUCCUCGCCAGAUAUGCCGCGGAACGGUUAUCGAACGGGUUUUCCGACUACUUCGUGACCCCGCUGACCCUGAACUACAACACGGUUUUGGAACAAGGCUUUGAUUCUCAUUUGAGGGACGGAGUCUCGACAAACUUUUGGAUCCCGAGACCUUCCAGUGUUCCUGUGAAUGAGAAAACAUUGGACAACAAUAAUUUUUCGAAACUUUUAAACUUGGCUGAUUUCUGGAAACGAGUUUUGGACCUUAUCUUGACUGGGACGAUAGUUAUCAACGGAAAGCCGGUUAAAUUGACGUACGCGGAUAACAUAAACGUGAUCGGAGAGCUGUUGGAGGCGUCGGUCUGGUCAGCAAAUCCGUCCUUUUAUGGACAAAUGGGCUGGCACAAUGAUGCUCAUCUCGUCAUAGGAAGUGUCCUCAGUAAUCAUUAUGCACCCGGCAUCUAUGGCGUCAUGUCCUCCACAGCGACGGCCAUGCGGGACGUGCUAUUUUAUCGCGUCCAUGCCGCGGCGGAUUACAUGUUCAAAACGUAUAAAGGAAUGGCACUUGAACCGUAUCAAUUAACGGGGGGCGAACACCCCCUCGUUUUCCAAGGGGUGGCAAUAACGGGGCUCUCUGUGCACGUGGAUUUGGACUCGUCACCCCUGCAAAAUCGGGACCAUGAUCCACCAGCGAAUAAUCUAAGAACGUUUUGGAACAUGCGACGCUUCCAGGGCGAGGGUGGGCUCGAUUUUAAUCCGAAUAUGACAAGAAAUGCGCCGUUGGUGGAUGCCUGCGUCAAAUUUUUGGACCAUGACGAGUUCGUGUAUAACAUUAAUGUGGAAAAUCAUCAUCGUGACGCUGUUUUGGCAUUUGUCCGGAUUUUUAUGGCCCCCAGAUUCAAGCCGGGGGGACAAGAACGAUUUACGUUUGAGGAACAGAUUCCACUAUUUUUUACAAUGGAUGCCUUCAUAGAUAAAAUCCAACCCGGUCGAAACGUGCUCACCCGCCACUCCCAGAACUCAUCCCUGACCGCAGAAUGGCCCGAAUCCGUGCCGGACAUGAGGGACGACAUCGCCGCCGGCGUGGACGACAGGGUCAACUGCGAAUGCGACUACCCGCACCAUCUCCUCCUGCCCAAAGGUCUCGAGGGCGGUAUGACCUUCGACCUCUUCGUCAUGAUCACGGACGCAUCCCAAGAUUACCUCGCCCCCUCGGAAGAUUCCUCCAUGUCGCAAUGUGUCCCGUCCUAUAUCCACUGCGGAAUUAUGGGGCAAGCUUAUCCCGACAAAAAACCGAUGGGUUAUCCGUUCGACCGGAAACCACUCUUGCUUCCGGUCCAGCAAUAUGGAGGAGGUCAACAAGGUGUCCAGUAUCGACCUCCCCCCACGAUCGAGUCGUGGGUCGCGCUCGUACCGAACAUGGCGUCCACGCAGGUCGCCGUGAUUCAUCGGAAUGUUCAAGUGGGAAGGAUGUAAUUUAAUAAAGGCAGAAAUUUCCUGAUGUGACCUUUUUUUACUAAAAAUUGUUGAAAUUUUAUGAAAAAUAGAAAAAAACAUAAAAGUAAAGUAUUUUUUAAUUUAA